AUGCGUGGCCUUCGAUUGUGUCACGCUUCCCCAUCUUCCUUCAUUAGGGGAACCACGGAUGCAGCCAGACCUACCGAUCUCCCGGUUCUCUCAUGUCCUUUAACGCGGUUCAAGCGGCAGCGGCCGCCGACUAUAGAUAUCCCGCGUAAGGGCUGCUUCACGUCAUCGCCGGCCGGCACGCCGGAUUCGGCGGCGGAGGAUGCGCUGGACGGCGUGGUGGAGGUGGCGGAGAGCGGUGCGUGCUUCGCGGUGGCGUGCAAGCGAGGACGGAAGGCCGUGAUGGAGGACACGUACCAGGCGCUCAUGGGGUUCGCCGGGCGCGAGAGCGAUGCGUUCUUCGGGGUGUUUGAUGGGCACGGCGGCACAGCAGCCGCCAAGUUCGCGGCUUCCGAGCUGGCGAGCCACGUGGCGCAGGCAGCCGCGCGCACAGGGGCGCACGCGAGUGCGGCUGCGCUGAUGGAGGGGUACAUGGAGGCGGACAGGCGCUUCCUGGACCAGAACGUCACCAGUGGCACCAGCUGUCUCACCUGCUGGGCCACGCCUGGGCGGCUUUUGCUGGCGCAUGCGGGCGACUGCAAGGCGGUGCUGGUGAAGGGGGGGAGAGCGGUGGCGCUGACGGAAGACCACCGGGCGAGCAGGGAGGACGAGCAGGCCCGCAUCACCAGCCUGGGUGGCUUCGUGGACACGGCCACGGGCAUGCCCCGCGUGCAGGGCAUUCUGGCAGUGACGCGGGGCAUGGGCGAGCGGUUCAAGCGGCAGCGGCCGCCGACUAUAGAUAUCCCGCGUAAGGGCUGCUUCACGUCAUCGCCGGCCGGCACGCCGGAUUCGGCGGCGGAGGAUGCGCUGGACGGCGUGGUGGAGGUGGCGGAGAGCGGUGCGUGCUUCGCGGUGGCGUGCAAGCGAGGACGGAAGGCCGUGAUGGAGGACACGUACCAGGCGCUCAUGGGGUUCGCCGGGCGCGAGAGCGAUGCGUUCUUCGGGGUGUUUGAUGGGCACGGCGGCACAGCAGCCGCCAAGUUCGCGGCUUCCGAGCUGGCGAGCCACGUGGCGCAGGCAGCCGCGCGCACAGGGGCGCACGCGAGUGCGGCUGCGCUGAUGGAGGGGUACAUGGAGGCGGACAGGCGCUUCCUGGACCAGAACGUCACCAGUGGCACCAGCUGUCUCACCUGCUGGGCCACGCCUGGGCGGCUUUUGCUGGCGCAUGCGGGCGACUGCAAGGCGGUGCUGGUGAAGGGGGGGAGAGCGGUGGCGCUGACGGAAGACCACCGGGCGAGCAGGGAGGACGAGCAGGCCCGCAUCACCAGCCUGGGUGGCUUCGUGGACACGGCCACGGGCAUGCCCCGCGUGCAGGGCAUUCUGGCAGUGACGCGGGGCAUGGGCGACGCGCACCUCAAGGCGUUCAUCACGCCGCAGCCGGACGUGGCACACGUGCGCGUGGGAGCGGACUGCAGCGCUCUCAUCCUGGCUUCUGAUGGGCUCUGGGACGUGGUAGCGCCGCAAGACGCUGCUGACGUGGUCAUGGCUUGUGUUGGCACGGCAUUGGAGGCACGGGCAGCAGCGGGGAAAGCGCAGGCAGCAGAGAGGGAGGUGGGAUUAGCAGCCCGCCCUCCUUUCACACCUCCGUGGCUCGAUGCCCCGUCCGAACCGGCUGUAUGUGUGGGGCCACACGCUGUAGCAGCUGAGGGGCCAACUACUGUAGCACGAUUUCCACAAGGAAGUGUAGCGGUUCUGGUAGACAAUGAAGAAUCUGAAGGUGAUGGGAGCAAGAAGGUUGAAGGGACUUUCCCCAAUGAGAUGGGCAAGGGAGAUUGCAGUGGAGGUGGGGUUAGUGAGGAGGGAGGGAGUGAGAGAGUGACAAGAGGGGUGGAUGGGGAGGUGCUACUGAGUGCGUGCCAGGCAUUGGUUGGCAUGGCAGCAGCACGGGGGAGUAGGGAUGACAUCACCGUCAUGCUUGUGUCACUUGCCCCAUUUGCUGAGUCAGCAGCAUCUUAG
Molecule: messenger RNA, 1992 nt
Organism: Closterium sp. Naga37s-1
Lineage: Eukaryota; Viridiplantae; Streptophyta; Zygnematophyceae; Desmidiales; Closteriaceae
Source: the annotation of a GenBank genome assembly